This is a messenger RNA of Triticum turgidum subsp. durum (durum wheat), 1293 nucleotides long. The record is from the annotation of a GenBank genome assembly. Lineage: Eukaryota; Viridiplantae; Streptophyta; Magnoliopsida; Poales; Poaceae.
AUGCAGGAAGCUCCCCUCGCUCCGGCCCACCCCGUGGCAUUCGGGUUCUGGCCCAGACCCGUGUGCAUCCCCGCCGCCGACGGGCUCUUCUUCUACGGCGGCUGCACCCCCUUCGCCCCGUGCCCCAGCCCGUCGCCGCUCGGCACCCCCUUCGCCCCGUGCCCCAGCCCGUCGCCGCUCGGCACCCCCUUCGUCCCGUGCGCCAGCCCGUCGCCGCUCGGCACCCCCUUUGUCCCGUGCGCCAGCCCGUCGCCGCUCGGCACCCCUUUCGUCCCGUGCUCCAGCCCGUCGCCGGGCGGCAGCCCCUUCACGCCGAGCCCGAGGCUUCCGCCGCGCGCCGCCCCCUUCACCCCGAGCCCCAGGCCGUCGCCGCGCGCCACCCACUUCACCCCGAGCACCGGGACCUCGUCGGGCAGCACCCUCUUCACCCCGAGCCCCAGGACGCACCCGAGCGGCACCCCCUGGUCCUCCUCCACCUCCGGCUCCCGCGUCGACGAUGCGGCGGCCACGGAGCACCGCCUGCAUCUGGCCCGCCUCGCGCUCCAGUGCCAGGACGCCACCAACCGCUACGAGCUCUGCCUCAGCCACCUCGCCGACGCCGCGCGCGAGGCCGCCGCGCUCCGCCUCGAGAACUCCGAGCUCCGCAUCAUCAACAACGACCUCGCCGGCCGCUUCGCCAUGCUCGGCGGCAACCAGGCCUCCGCCGUCGCGCUCGCCGGGCAGCUCCGCGGCCUCCAGCUCGGGCAGAUGCCGGUGCCGGUGCCGGUGCAGGCCGUGGCGUCUCCACCGGUGCUGCCCAUGCCCAUGGCGGGCCCCGCCUCCCCGGCCGAGAAGCACGCGGUGAUGCCCAAGAGCAUCUCCAUCCGCUCGACGGGCUACCUGAAGAUGGCCAGGCGCGGCAAGCAUCGCGCGACGAAGCCGAUGGACGUCGGCUCGCAGCGCGUGUUCGUGGGCGUGGACAGCGCCAAGGCGGAGGAGCACCAGGGAGGCGGCGGGGAGAAGGGCGGUCAGGUCGCCACGGCUGCCGGCGGGCUGCAGUUCGAGGUGUACAGCCAGGGCAUGUUCAAGACGGAGCUGUGCAACAAGUGGGAGGAGACCGGGGCGUGCCCGUACGGCGACCAGUGCCAGUUCGCGCACGGCAUCGCCGAGCUCCGUCCCAUCAUCCGCCACCCGCGCUACAAGACCCAGGUCUGCCGCAUGGUCUUCGGCGGCGCCCUCUGCCCCUACGGCCACCGCUGCCACUUCCGCCACUCGAUCACCCCCGCCGACUACUCCCCCCUCCUCCACCCCUGA